Molecule: messenger RNA, 1024 nt
Organism: Triticum aestivum (bread wheat)
Lineage: Eukaryota; Viridiplantae; Streptophyta; Magnoliopsida; Poales; Poaceae
Exons: 2
Coding region: 16-621 (201 amino acids)
Source: RefSeq, a predicted model, not a curated record
ACUCGUGGACGCACUAUGCAGCUUUUUUUCUGGGCCGGCCUUAUCUUCAUCUCAUGGACGCACUCGUGGCUUCAGUCUAUCCUCGUUUCUUUUCCCCUCCUCCACGAGUUCAUCUCCAACCUCUGUCAACAUCCCCCUGCCUCCUCCAACCGUGCCGGGAGAGGCGCUCCUCUGCCCCGAGCCAUCUUAAAAGGACCCCGCACCAUCGCACCUCACCUUGGAGCUCGCCGCCUCGGGUCACCUCUCCGUCUUGAUCUGUCCUCCACUGCCGGAUCCGCCGCCUCAACCUCUCCGCCUCGAUCCGUCCGCCGCCGCCGGAUCCCGGAAGCAGCCGGAUCCGCCGCCGCCUGCCUCACCUGCGUUCGUCCGCAGCGUGGGCCACGCAGCUGCCUCGGCCCCCCUGCCUCGUCCAACCGCGCCAGGAGAGGAGUCCUCUGCCCCGCCACCGGAUCGACCCCAGAGCAGCCGGAUUCGACGUCUACUGCCUCACCUGCGUUCGUCUGCUGCGUGGGCGCAGCUGCUCGUGAACCGUCGUCCAUCUCUCUGCCCUGCUGUGUAGGUCACCCGCGUCGCUGGUGUCGCAGGUCUUCGGGCGGCAUUGAUGCUUCGAUUGGCAGCUGAUGUCUCACUUUCUGAUUCCUUAUUCGCUGUUAUCACCAGCUGGGUCUUUGCGUCUCUCUGCUCCCGAGUAUUGCAGCCCUUCUCUCAUUUAGCAGGUCAUGAUUUUGACUCCCCUCAACCGAGCUGAUUUUCUGUGCGUGCGGACCGCGGGUUCAAUAUUAGAAAGUGCAGGGUCCUUUUUAUGAGAACAAAGCGUUUUUUCAAAGUGUGACUUAAACAGGGACUGCGGGUUGAUUUCAAAGAAACAGAGGGGCGUUUUCGCAAAAACACCGACGACGUACGGGCAAAAGCACUCCGUGCUUUAUUAGUAGGGAAAGAUAUAUUAGGUAUAGAUAUAUACAAUAUGAUCUAGUAGUCGAGAUUUUAAGGAUACACACGAUAAAAUAAAUAAGAAAAAAAUGAA